Tribolium castaneum (red flour beetle) is the source of this 534-nucleotide messenger RNA. It is a transcript of the gene mRpS16, whose product is annotated as mitochondrial ribosomal protein S16. Lineage: Eukaryota; Metazoa; Arthropoda; Insecta; Coleoptera; Tenebrionidae. The coding region runs from base 76 to 492 and encodes 138 amino acids. The record is from RefSeq and is a predicted model, not a curated record. Gene Ontology annotation, cellular component: ribosome; mitochondrial small ribosomal subunit. Gene Ontology annotation, biological process: mitochondrial translation. Gene Ontology annotation, molecular function: structural constituent of ribosome. The transcript has 3 exons.
UCACGUGAUCUGUCAAAAUUGCUAACCUCACACUUGACAUAUCUGAAAUUGAGGUUAUAGAAAAUUUUUUUGAACAUGUUGCCCCCUUCUAGCGGUAUCGGCCAGUUUGCCGCAACGUCGGCCAAAGUAAUACGAUUUGUACGAGCAGGAUGUACCAAUCGUCCGUUUUAUCACAUUGUUGUGGCAGAGCGCCGGAGGGAACAGUUUGAGCCCGUUAUAGAACAAGUGGGGUCCUAUGAUCCUAUGCCAAAUGCAAAUAAUGAAAAACUGGUGUCUCUUAAUUUAGAACGCAUUAGUUACUGGAUUGGAAACGGGGCAGGGUGUUCAGGUCCCGUUGAAGAAUUAUUAGGAUUGGCCGGUUAUUUCCCAAUUCAUCCGCGAAGUUACAUGACAGCUUGGAGGAACAGAAGGAAAGCGGACGAAGAAGCAGCUGCUAAAGAAAAAGCUGAUGAUAGUAAUGAAGAAAAGUCAGAGACAAGUAGUUCUGUUUAGCGUAGUUAUUACUCUGUUUAGAAAUAAAUAAAUAAAACACGA